CAUAUAAGGAGCUCAGCAUGACCAAUCUGUUGAUAUUUAAGAAUCAACAAGUAGUGUGCAUUUAUAAUUGUGUAUUCAUGAAGAAGUAGUGUUGAUCAUGUCAAGAAUGAGGUUGGCAUUGGUAGGGGUGAUGCUAUGUGUAGUGAUCCCCUCCGGCAUGUUUGGCAUAUACCUCCACGGCCAAAAGCUAACCUACUUCGUCCGGCCGCUCUGGGACUCCCCUCCCAAGCCCUUCACAACGAUAACUCACUACUACCACGAGAAUGUGUCGAUGGAGACUCUUUGCAGGCUUCACGGGUGGGGGGUCCGGGACUUCCCCAGGCGCGUCUAUGAUGCUGUCCUCUUCAGCAACGAGGUCGACAUGCUCAUGAUCCGCUGGAAGGAGUUGCACCCGUACGUGUCGCAGUUCGUCCUGCUGGAGUCCAACUCCACCUUCACGGCCCUCCCCAAGCCCCUCAACUUUGCCUUGAAUCGGGAGAAGUUCAUGUUUGUUGAGUCCAGGCUUAACUACAACACGAUAGGCGGAAGGUUCAGGAAAGGCGAGAACCCCUUCGUUGAGGAGGCUUACCAGAGGCUGGCCCUCGACCAGCUUAUCAGGCUCGCGGGGAUAGAGGAGGACGACCUCCUCAUCAUGUCAGACGUGGAUGAGAUCCCUAGCCGGCACACUAUUGAUCUACUGAGAUGGUGUGACGACAUUCCUCAAGUUCUCCACCUCCAGUUGAAAAACUAUGUAUACUCGUACGAGUUCUUGUAUGAUCUCCAGAGCUGGAGGGCCUCGGUGCAUAGGUACCGGAGGGAGAAGACGAGGUAUGCUCACUACCGCCAGGCGGACGUCCUCCUGGCGGACGCUGGCUGGCACUGCAGCUUCUGCUUUCGCUACAUAAGCGAUUUCGUGUUCAAGAUGAAGGCUUAUAGCCACACGGAUCGAGUGAAAUUUUCUCAUUAUCUCAGCCACAAGAGGAUUCAGGAACUCAUAUGCAAAGGUGCUGAUUUGUAUGAUAUGCUACCGGAGGAGUACACGUUUAGGGAGAUCAUCGCGAAGAUGGGGCCGAUUCCUCAAUCACACUCAGCCGUUCAUCUCCCCGAGUUCCUUUUCGAGAAUGCGGAGGAGUACAAGUACCUUUUGCCCGGGAACUGCGUAAGGGAGAGUGAAUGAGGGUAGAUGAUAGGAUUAGCCAGCAAAUCUCGCCCAAGAUAUUCUACAACAUACCUUCUUAAUUUUGUUUUAGUUAGCAUAGCAGUUUAUUUCAAUUAAUUAUUUUUAUGCAAUCUUUAUCUUCCUUCAGCCUAAUUAUUGUAUGAAUUGGAAGGUAGAAACGCCUCUUUGAACCUCAACUAUAGCUUUUUCGCU
Molecule: messenger RNA, 1351 nt
Organism: Salvia splendens (bonfire salvia)
Lineage: Eukaryota; Viridiplantae; Streptophyta; Magnoliopsida; Lamiales; Lamiaceae
Exons: 1
Coding region: 98-1156 (352 amino acids)
Biological process (GO): N-acetylglucosamine metabolic process
Cellular component (GO): membrane
Molecular function (GO): beta-1,4-mannosylglycoprotein 4-beta-N-acetylglucosaminyltransferase activity
Source: RefSeq, a predicted model, not a curated record